UCUGCUUCGCAGCCUUCACAAGAAACGCGUAUGUUGUUAACUUGUUGUUGUUGAUAAGAUAACGCUUUCGUUAAAUUUCACUGGAAUGAUUUUCUCCCUGACGCCGCGGUGUUAUUUUAUCCCGUGCUGACGCUGGAGCGCGGUGAGACUCUCCCGCGGACAAAAGCACGGUGACGCUGAUUGGCGAAUUUGCAGUGUGUGCUGUGCCAGUACGCACCACACGUGUUGUCUACGACUACGAGGAUGGUCCGUUGAGAGGGGAAACGGUGGUGACGAAUAGUUCUGAAUUUUUGUUUGGGAAUUUUCCUGAUUUUUGUGGAUGGCCGUUUGAAUUUUCGUUUGGAGCUUCGGGUGGACAAGAUGUUGGCCUGUUGUCUGAGCGAGGAGGAGCUGGAGCAGAAGCGCAUUAACGCCGAGAUCGAGCGCCAGCUGAAGAAGGAUAAACGCGAUGCACGCCGCGAGCUCAAAUUGUUGCUCUUGGGGACGGGGGAGUCGGGCAAAUCGACGUUCAUCAAGCAGAUGCGCAUCAUCCACGGGACGGGCUACACGGAGGACGACCGGCGGCACUUCAUCAAGCUGGUGUACCAGAACAUCUUCAUGGCCAUGCAGUCCAUGAUCCGCGCCAUGGAGACGCUGCACAUUAAAUUCCGCGACCCCGCCAACAUUGAGAACGCGCGCCUCGUGCGCUCGGUGGACUUUGAGUCGGUCAGCAGCUUCACGGCGCCCUUCGUCGAAGCCAUCCGCAGUCUGUGGGCGGAUGCCGGGGUGCAGGAGGUGUACGAUCGCCGGCGGGAGUACCAGUUGACAGAUUCCGCCAAGUAUUAUCUGUGUGAUUUGGACCGCGUGUCCGACCCCGCCUACAUCCCCACGCAGCAGGACGUGCUGCGCGUCCGCGUCCCCACCACCGGCAUCAUCGAGUACCCCUUCGACCUGGAGUCCAUCGUCUUCCGCAUGGUGGACGUGGGUGGCCAGCGCUCCGAGCGCCGCAAGUGGAUCCACUGCUUCGAGAACGUCACCUCCAUCAUGUUCCUCGUGGCACUCAGCGAGUACGACCAGGUCCUCGUCGAGUCCGACAACGAGAAUCGCAUGGAUGAGUCGAAGGCGCUGUUCAAGACCAUCAUCACGUACCCGUGGUUCCAGAACUCCUCCGUGAUCCUCUUUCUCAACAAGAAGGAUCUGCUGGAGGAGAAGAUCAUGGUCAGCCAUCUGGCCGACUAUUUCCCCGAAUUUGACGGUCCAGCGCGGGAUGCUCAAUCGGCGCGAGAGUUCAUCCUGAAGAUGUUCGUCGAUCUGAAUCCCGAUCCGGAUAAGAUUAUCUAUUCGCAUUUCACCUGCGCCACAGACACGGAGAACAUCCGGUUUGUAUUCGCGGCGGUGAAAGACACCAUUCUGCAGCUGAAUCUCAGAGAGUACAAUCUGGUGUAGAACAGCCUCCUCGCAUCUCUCUCACCCCACGGAGACCGAUGAAUCUCCCAUCCAUUCGAAAUCUGCGUCGUGUAGAAAACAAAAUCCGUCUAUUUGUGGGCUGUACCCCCGACGACCACUGAUGUGAUACGGGAAUAGAAUUCAAAUUCCAUCGCUCCACUUUUAUUUUCUUGUGUGUACGCCUGCGGGAUCCCUCACCGACCGGUGUCUGUGUGACGUCAUGGCGUGGAUGGACCGGGAUGGUGGGGAUGGGCGGGUUCUGCCUUAGAACGUUAAUUUUAUCUCGUGGUCGGUGAUGGGCGUGGGUCUAUGUGCGGAUCGCGGUCGUAUCAGUUUUUUGAUUCAUUUUACAUGGUUUCUUCGGAUCUGGGUUUUGCCCAUUGAAUCUUCUGCUCUCGCUCAUUUGUCUCGCGACGCCUCGCUGGUUUUUAUUCUUGUAGAAAUUUUAUUCUAGUGGUGCAACGGUGUGUUGAUCCGGUGGAGUGAAGUCGGUGAUUGUUGGUCGUUGUACGCUGCAUUUUUUUGGUUACAGGUUUCCUUUUUUUUGUCUCAAUAAAUCUUUCGUAUCGCU
Paramacrobiotus metropolitanus is the source of this 1996-nucleotide messenger RNA. RefSeq names its product guanine nucleotide-binding protein G(q) subunit alpha-like. The record is from RefSeq and is a predicted model, not a curated record. Gene Ontology annotation, cellular component: heterotrimeric G-protein complex. The transcript has 8 exons. Lineage: Eukaryota; Metazoa; Tardigrada; Eutardigrada; Parachela; Macrobiotidae. Gene Ontology annotation, molecular function: guanyl nucleotide binding; G protein-coupled receptor binding; G-protein beta/gamma-subunit complex binding. Gene Ontology annotation, biological process: phospholipase C-activating dopamine receptor signaling pathway; adenylate cyclase-modulating G protein-coupled receptor signaling pathway; action potential. The coding region runs from base 361 to 1425 and encodes 354 amino acids.